AUUUUGCCAUCCACCAUCUCGAGUUCAAACCACCUGUGACGCAAGCCUUGGACUUGGGUUUAGCUUGUCCACUAAAAAAUCAUACAGCUAAUCGUGUUAUACUGUUAUGUAAGCACGGAGUUAAGGGAAAUACAAAAGUGACUUCUUCACUGUAUACAAAUCUUCAAUGUAUUCCUGAAGAACAUGGGGAGAGAAAAUUUGGCCUUCAAACUCUUACUUUCACUUCUCUUGAGCUUUAAUCAGUAUUGCAGCUCGACGACAGACACAAUUACCGUCAGUCAAACUCUUAAAGAUGGGGAUCUAUUAAUCUCCAACGCAAAUUCUUACGCUCUCGGUUUCUUCACCCCCGGGAACUCCACCGGCAAACGGUACGUCGGGAUUUGGUACCGGAAAAUCCCCCAACGGUUGGUUGUUUGGGUCGCUAACAGAAACAGCCCCGUCAACGGCAAGUCCGGAGCCCUCUUCAUCGACAUUACGGGGAACCUCGUCAUCCAAGACACGAAAACAAACAUCUCUGUCUGGAACACCAGUCUUUCUUUUCCGGCGACCACCACGCCGUCAAGCAGGGUCCACUAUGCUCGGAUCCAAGAAACAGGGAAUCUGGUCCUGUCUCGCGUUGACCAGACGGCGGCAUGGCAGAGCUUCGAUUAUCCGACGAACACAAUACUAGCCCACAUGAGAAUAGGAUUGGUCAACAGACGCGGUGUGAAUCUCUCGAUUACGUCCUGGAAGUCAGCGGAUGAUCCGGCCGUCGGUGACUUCACGAUCAGCGUCCAGAACAAGGGGAAACCUCAAGGGUUCCUGUUCAAAGAUUCGACUCCAAUCUGGAGACUCGGACCGUGGAACGGACUCCGGUGGAGCGGCGUGCCAGAGAUGACUCCGAACAUCACGCCAUACAUCUUCACGGAAAACGAUGACCAGGUUACAGAGGAGUAUUCGAUCAAGGACCCGAAUAUGUACACAAUUGUCAUGCUGAACGAAUCCGGGACACUGAACAAGAUCAUAUGGAAUGAAGAAAACGGCGACGAGAACAAGAAAUGGGUCGGGAACUGGUACUACCCGAACGACGACUGCGACAGGUACGGCCACUGUGGCGCGUUUGGGAUAUGCAGUCCGUACAAUCAGGUUUCUGGGUUUGAGUGCAGAUGUGUUCUUGGGUUUGAACCGAAGAUGGCGGCGGAAUGGAAUCGGAGGGACGGGAGAAAUGGCUGCCGGAGACCGGACAACGGAGACGUAUGGUGCCAUCACGGUGAGGGUUUUUUAAAGCUGGAAAACGUUAAAAUUCCAGACACAGAAAUGGCGGUCGUGGAUAAAAGCAUUGGGUUGGAAGAGUGUGAGGAUCUUUGCUUGAAGAACUGUUCUUGUAGUGGGUAUGCCAAAGCUAACAUUAGCGAUGGAGGGAUAGGAUGCAUUACUUGGUAUGAUGAGUUGAUUGAUAUGAGGGAGUUCCCAAAGGGAGGCCAAGAUAUGUAUAUUCGAGUAUCUUCAUCUCAUUUAGCUCAAUAUGGAAAGAAAGAUAAAGGACAUCGUCGGAAAUGGGUUAUAAUCAUUUUGGUUGUGUCUCUUAUUAGUGCAUUCAUCCUUGCUCUCUUGUGGGUGAGAAUGAAAAAAACAAAAGCCAAGAAAUCACUAAAUAGUGAGAGCAUACGGUCCUAUGAAGAAGGGUCAGCAAUGGGGAAGCUUAGGAAUGAAACUGGACACCCGCCCUCAGAUCUGUUAAUAUUUGACCUAAACACUAUUCAAGCCGCCACUGAUACCUUUGCUGCUGGAAACAAGAUUGGAGAAGGUGGAUUUGGUUCUGUUUAUAAGGGCACGUUAAAAAAUGGAGAACUAAUAGCGGUCAAACGCCUGACAAAAACUUCAAGUCAAGGAACAGAAGAAUUCAGAAAUGAGGUUAUACUAAUCGCAAGAUUACAACACAGAAAUCUUGUGAGGCUUUUAGGGUAUUGCCUACAACAAGGAGAAAAAAUGUUAGUCUAUGAGUAUUUGCCACAUAAAGGUCUGGACGGUUUCAUCUUCGGUGAUGGACAUCACAUACAUUUGGAUUGGGGAAUGCGAUUCGAAAUUAUUUCUGGAGUUGCACAAGGAUUAAUAUAUCUUCAUCAUGAUUCAAGAUUGAAAAUCAUUCACAGAGACUUAAAAGCUAGCAAUGUCUUGUUAGAUGCUUCUAUGCACCCGAAAAUAUCAGAUUUUGGAAUGGCCAGAAUUUUUGAAGAGGAACAAGUUGAAGCCAACACAAAUAGGGUUGUAGGAACAUAUGGUUAUAUGUCACCAGAAUAUGCCAUGGUUGGGCAAUUCUCUAUAAAGUCCGAUGUGUUCAGUUUUGGUGUUCUAUUGUUGGAGAUUGUGAGCGGAAAGAAAAACAAAUAUAAGUUCAAGGAGGGCUCUGUCAACUUAAUAGGAGAUGUAUGGCAUUUCUGGAAUGAAGGUAGAGCUUUGGAUGUUGUUGACCCACAAUUAAAUAGGUUAUUCGAUGGUAGGGAAGUUUUGAGGUGCAUCCAUGUCGGGUUAUUAUGCGUUCAACCAUAUCCUGAUGAUAGACCAAGCAUGUCAGAUGUGGUUUUCAUGCUAAGUAAUGAAACUGAACUUCCUCCUCCUAACAGGCCAGGAUUUGAUUUGAACACAGCUGGAACAGUUAACUUGUAUUCAUCUACCAUGAGUGGAGGAAAUCAUGAUCAAUCUAUUGGUAGUGUAUCAAUUACUGCAAUUCAAGGAAGAUAAGUAUAUAUAUUGAAAGUAUAUAUUAUGAGGGUGUAAAGAUGCAUUUGCAAGAAUAUCAUCAAUGACUAGUUAUACUUUAAACUGUAGUUUUAUUAUAAAUUAGUUUAGAUACUUCAAAUUGUGAUACAUUUAAAUAGAUUUAUUAUACAUUUAAUUGAAUUAGUAUCUUCUCUUUCU
This is a messenger RNA of Cuscuta europaea, 2898 nucleotides long. The record is from the annotation of a GenBank genome assembly. Lineage: Eukaryota; Viridiplantae; Streptophyta; Magnoliopsida; Solanales; Convolvulaceae.